UUCUGAGCACAUUGAAGUUUGAGAAGCACUGAUGGUGAUUCCCAAGACUGGCUGCACAUUAGAAUCUCCUGGGCAGUUUUGAAAAUCCUUGGCUGCACUCCUGGAUGAAUUGCAUCAGAAUUUCCGGGGCUGUGACCCAGGCAUCAGAAUUUUUCAAAGUUCUCCAGGUGAUGUCAGCUAAGCCCUUACAUUGUGCAUCCCUGUUCCCAGGGGGGUGGCAGGCAAACCCCUGCAGGAAGGACGAGACACAGGCUUUCAGAGUCCACCCAGCCACCAGGGGCUCUGCGCCUUUAAGAACUGGGGCUGGCUGCCUGCCCUGCGGGGUGGGGGACCACCCGCCAGCCAGCCAUGGUACAGGCCGCGUGAGCACAGGCUGCAGAGCAAGGCUGCGACAGUCAGCACUGGGGCUGGCCUGGGCUUGUAGACCCGAGCCCUGCAGAACCGCCUCAGUGGCUCAGGCGAGAUGAAGAAAAGGGACCUUUGUGCCUUUUUGGGGGAAGCGCACAUUCUGCAAGGCGGUGGAAACAAAGAGAGGAACUGUUUGUAGCCCUAGUCCAGACGUCCCAAACAAACAAUUCUCUGUGGCAUUCAAGGAUAGCAUGAGGACCUUCCGCCUGAAGUCCUGCCUGCCCUCCACUGUGAGGAGUCUGAUGCUACAAGAGAAACCACAAGCAUGUCCAGUAUGGCUGGAGGGCUCCGAGCAGCCAGCGUGGUGGUCCUGCACCAGUCCCUCCCUCCAGCCUUUGACUUCUGCCAGGCCAACAGUGGCCCGCUGCACCUGCUGGGCUGAAGUGAGCCAGGCAGAUGGACAUUGCCUUCAGGGGCCACAUUGAAUCUGGGGGCCUGUGGCUGUCCCCAGUUCCGGAAGUACGAGUUUGGUGUCUGCCCGGCCAGCCUGACCUCACUGGAGGAGUCCUCGGAGCAGCUGGAGGACAUGGUGGCCUUCCUCCUGGGCUGCAGCUUCUCCCUGGAAGGGGCCUUGGAGAAGGUGGGGGUCUGUGGAAGAGAACGAGCAGGCCACGGCCACGCAGGUGCAUCCAAGACAACAGUCGCUUGUGCUGCCAUUGCUGGCUUUUGCUGCCCUCUGGUGGUCACGAUGAGGCCCAUUCCCAAGGACAAGCUGGAAAGGCUGGUGCAGGCCAGUUGCUCCAUCGGGAGCAAGCAGGGACAACCCAUUCAUAUCGGCGACCUGGAACUGUUGGGCAUCAAAGAUCUUUUCAAACCUGACUAUGGGGAUCCUGUGGUGUGUCGGCCAAGCGAUGUCCCAGUGUUCUGGCCUUCUCAGCUGUCCAGUCUCGAAGCUGUCGGCAGCUACAACCCCCCUGCUUUCACCAGUGCACCAGGUUGCACAGUUAUGACUGACAAAGAUACGGAGACUCCAGCCAGUUGUCCUACCCCCGAGGGAAUUCCAGACGUCCAUCAUAUUUCCCAAGAUCCUCUGCACUACAGCAUUGCAUCAGCUUCAGCCGUUCAGAAGAUCAAAGAAACUAGAGAGUCCUUGGGGGAUCCUGGCAACCGGGGGAUCGGGCACCUGCUUUGCAAAGAUGAGCUGCUGAGGGCCUCUCUGUCACUGUCCCAUGCCUGCUUGGUGCUCAUCACCACUGGGUUCCCCACGCAUUUCAACCAUGAGCCUCCGGAAGAGACAGACGGCCUGCCCGGAGCCAUCGCUCUGGCCGCCUUCCUGCAAGCCUUGGAGAAGGUGGUCUCCACGAUAGCUGACCAGAGAGCCUUGAGUUUGUACGGGGAGCUUGUGGAAGAGGCUGUUGAGCAAGGUGUUCUGAAGACACAGAUCCCAAUGUUAACUUAGCAAGGUGGAUCAGCAGGAGCUGCUUAGGCGUUUCUAUGCAAAGAUGGGGACCCCAGGUCACCUAGAUUCGACCAUCUGGUGGUGAUAGAGCGCACAGGGAGGGCCGCCGACGGCAGUCACUACAAUGCGAGGAAGAUGAACUUCAAGCACUUGGUUAAUCCCAUUGACGAUCUUUUCCUGGCAGCUCGGAAGAUUCCUGGAAUCUCAUCAACUGGGGUUGGUGACGGAGGCAAUGAACUUGGGAUGGGCAAGGUCAAGGAGGCCGUGAAGAGGCACAUACAAAAUGGGGACGUCAUUGCCUGUGACGUGGAGGCUGAUUUUGCUGUCAUCACUGGUGUUUCUAAUUGGGGAGGCUGUGCCUUGGCCUGCACACUGUACAUCCUGAACUCAUGUGAAGUCCACGGAUGUUACCUGAGGAAGGCAGUUGGGCCCUCCAGAACACCUGGGGAGCAGAAUUGGACUUAGGCCCUCCCACCUGUCACUAAGGAAGAAAGAGUCUUGGGCAUCCUGGUGUGGCACAAAGUCCAGAGCGGAGUCUCGGGGAUGGUGGGCAUGGAGGUGGAUGGGCUGCCCUUCCAUGGCACCCGCGCCCAGAUGAUCCAGAAGCUGGUGGACGUCACCAUGGUCCACGUGUGACCAUGUGUGUUACAGGCGUGUGGAGUGCAUACCAGAUGGCCAUGCCUGGAUCUAGGGAGGAGUUCCCUGGGGGCCCCCAGCUUCUUUCCACAAUAGCCUUGCAAAUAAACACUGGCCCUGGGUGAGCAAGCUACUGUACCCUCGCCUGGGAUGCUGUGGGCCCACUUCCUGGGGGCGGGGAUGGGGAGUCUGCAGGCAAUGUGGACCAAGGAAAACAUUUCUCCGGGGUUCCCCGUUUUUGCUUUUAAAGAGCUAGAGGCAUGGAUUUCAACCCUCCUUCACCCUGACUUCUUCAGGCCACCCACGUGGUCUGCUCUGAGAGUCUCUGACCAGUCAUUUAGGGGGACACCAGUGAAAAAGAACUGCAGGGCAGACGCAAGAGUGGGAUUUACCAGGGCCGUGAAUAAUCCCCUAGGCUAAUUAAGAAAUAGUGAAAUGUACAAACGUAUAGUGUACAUUUACGAAGGCUGGGGCUUGACUAAAGGUUUACUCACCACCGCCACCACCAAAAUGUUUAUACCUUUGAAAUGCUCUCUUUUUCAAACAGCAUUUUGUUUACUUAGGCAGAAGAUCCCUCGAGCCUUACAUUUGUGGCCAUCACCUCCCUUCUCUCCCUCAUCUCCCUUUUCCCCUACACUUCCUGAGCCCCCAUCUCAGAGCCUGACACUUCUCCCACCUCCUCCGCAUCUGCUCCCCUGGGGCCCAGAGCCAGCCUCUUUGCUCUCCCUGCAUUGGAGGGUGGACACACUCCUGUAGCCUGGGGGUAGGUCAGGACUUUCCAGGGCUGAGAUCACUCAGAGUCCUCCUGGACAACUCUCGUCAUUUGUCCUUAUCUCCUUCGCAACCUCCCACUGCACAUUUCCCGACAAAAUCAGAAGCGGGGUCACCAGCCACAUCCCGUUACACUCCCGUGUUGAACCAGUGCAACAUCUUGUGCUAGUUCACGGCUGAGUGAGCGCUGGCUCAUCCGGGGGGGGGGGGGGGGGGGGGGGACAGUCCUGCUUCUCAGCUAGGGCCCCAAAUGUUUUAUUGGGCCUGCUUAGUUUUAUUUCCUUAAACAUGUCUAGUCUGAUUCUUUAUAGGGCAUUAGUUGUGGAGCGUAGAAAACAUACUGUAGAAAUUACCCCUAAAUCAUACGCUCACCAGUGAAGCCAAGGUAUACAGUAAAGUGACGUGGGGUUAACUUCCAAUUUUCCCUGCACAGGGGCGUGGUGAAUCCUCUGGCCAGAAGGAGCUGGGGUGGGGGCUGUCCGGACCUCCCUUUGUCAUUCUGGCUCGGAGUCCCCACCUGUAGGUCUGUGCUGCUGCUCCUGUGGCGUCAGGCCUGACGUGCCCAUUGUCAUGGGCUCACAGCUCACUGAAGUGCCUCAGUUCACAGCCUCACUGGCCCGGUCUCCUCCAAUUACAGUGUUUGCCCCGAUUGGAGACUGCAGAGCUCCAUGUAAUGGGAGCCUCUGGCGUCUUUGAAAUCUUGAUGGCUAAAAGAAAGAAAACAUCACUCCGGUAAAGCUGCCAGCACUCUUCUGACUCAUAUUUUGGGGGAAGACACUAAUGGGCCUUUGGUUUUGCAAUAGUAACAGCAGAAUUCUGUCCCGGCGUGGGGAAGUUUGAGGCAUGACCACGUAGAGGUUAUUGUCGCUGUGGGCAGAAGUUUAUGGGGAGAUGAUUAAGUUGUUGGAGAAAGAGGCUGAGACUCAGAUGGGGCCCAGAGAAGGCUGAGAGUAGGGGUCCUGCUCAGGGGUGAGACAUCCAAAGGCCCCCCUGCAGGGAGAGCAGACCCGUGGCCUUGCAGCAGAAGCCAAGGGGCAAGGCCGGGCGGGGAGAAGACCCCUUAGCAGAGUCCAGCCUGAGUUCCAGGAUCCGGUUUUAAUGCUUUUCUGUUCCACAAUAUGAGUCCUGCUGAGGCCUUUAGUAAAGUUUUGCUCAAGUUCAUCCUAGUCUUGGCUGUGCUUUGGGGAAGGGCCUGUGUCCACGUCUAGGGUGGACAUAUUGCAACCUGGAGAAGUGGGUUACAAGGGACAAGAGGUGACCUACAGGGAAUGGUGGGGUGGCCCAGGGUGGGAGAUGGGCUGGGAUGUCCACCAUGAUGGAUUCAUGGGGCAUGUGAGCAUCCCUGGGCAUUUCCAGGAAUGUUGGGUUGGCGGGGAUCCUGGUGAACAGUACCUAGGAUGCUCUGUGGGUAUUCUGGGUCAGGCUGGAGACCUUGGGCACAUGGAGGUCCAUAUGCCCCACAGACCCUGCAGGUGGGACUUGAAGGUAAGCGAGACAGCUAAGGGGGUCAGGGCUCCUUAACUCCCUGGCUGUCCUCUGGCCAAGUGCCACUCAUGGCUCAGCUGAGCAAGGCAUUCCUCUGAGAUCAUUUCCUGCCUCUCAUUGCACAGGCCCUGCUGACCACCAGCCUCACCUUCAUCCAACCCACUGCAUUCUGCCCAUUCCACGUGGGUUCCACUGGCUCCACAAUGAAGUCUAACUCUCAGGUUCAAAAGACUUCUGCUCCAGACAGGAUGGAGAAGAUGCAGCUUAAUAGCAAUUCACAUAAACUCAAUAUAUGUUUGCAAUGUGAUAUGCUUGCCAGAAAAGCUAAUGCAUCAGUAGGAGUACAGUGAAGUAAACGGUUCCUUUCUCCUUGCUGCAAGUCAGAAGACUUAGUCUCGCUUCAGAUCCAAGCAUCACAUUUGAAAAAGUGGGUUUUGUUCAUAAGAGGUACAGGAAGAUGAGUGCUUAAAACCCAAGUGGAGGUGGCUUGAAGAGCUGUCUCUCAGAGACUGGCCAGAUGUUCACCAAUUCUGCUUCCUCUUCCUGCAUACAUAGGAAAACUACAUUCCCCAGCCUUCUUUGCAGUUAGGUUGGGGCCGUGUGACCAGAACCUAGCCAAUGGAGUGUGAGUAGCAGGGAUAUCAACCACUUCCAGACUUGGCCAUAAACCUCCCGUGAGAUUCUCUUUGUGCUGCUUCCCCUACCUGUGUGAAUGGAAGGGGAAGACUCCAAGAUAUGGAACCUCUUGAUGGGAGGAUCCUGAAUCACUGCUAUCACCUGGGAAAAGACUUGCCAGAAAGCAGCCACUCAUUGGAUGUUGCAUGAACAGGAGAUAAACUUUUACUGUUUUAAGGCACUGUGAUUUGGGGGUAUAUUUGUUCCUGCAGAAUAAUCCAGCCUUGUCUAGUACAAGCUUGGGAGGUUUAACACUGAGAAGUAGGAUAUGAGAGUUGUCUUCAAAUAUCAGUACCUGAAGAGCCAUGUGGCUCCAGAGGCCAGAAGUAAGGCCAGUGGGAAAAGUGGUUCCACUUUGGCUCAUUAAGAGUGAAGAUUUUUCUGCCCGACCUUGGAAUGACUUGUCUUGGGUAGUAGAAAAUUUGUGUUAUUAGUGGUAUUUGUAGAGAAACUGGACCAUCAUUUUGAAGGGACAUACACGGGAUCAGUCAUGGAGAGGGAAUUGGAUAUCAUGACCUCGACCGUACAUUCCAGCACUGAUAGCAAAUGUCUAAUCCAGCAGUGUCCUUUUGAGAGUUGAAUUAAAGCAAAUGGAAUUGAAAUCCCACCAUUUCCUCAGAGCACUGGGCACCACUGUGACCCCAGGGUGAUUGCCGUCAAAGACCAUCAUCUUGCCAGAUGAAUUCCUGGAGGCUGCAGGAUCACCAGUUGUGAGGAGCAAGUUUUUCAGAAAAGCAUUGAACCAAGAGCGCCAGAUUCUGGCUCUCUCUUGGUUGUACCAGCCAGAGGAAAGCAGCAGAUGGGGAAGUAUUCUGUGCUGAAAAUUUCUCCCACUCUUGUCUAGCUAACCCACAGACCAGUGUGUGUAAACAGGAAGAUGAGCCGUCAUCUUGCUAAGCAACAGUGGUGAAUAAGAAAGGAAUCUAAUGGCUUCUGCCACCUUUAGUCCAAACCAGAUGGACCUUUCUCAGGAGAGAAAGGAGUCUUAAGUCUCAAUAAUAUCCUCACUUAGUCUGUUUAGAAGAAGGAUUGACUCUUCCGGAACACUCCAGAACUCCAGGAAUCUGACCCAGAAAGGGAUUAAGUGACCAAAGCCAAAUUUACAUUUUAAUAUGACGCAGUUAAUCCUUGGUGAUAAACAGGGACUCUACCACUAUUGAGAAGAUGCUGCAGCCUAAAAAGUCUGGUCAACAAAUGUGGGCCUCCCCAAACAAAACCCAAGCAAUGCGGACAGCCCCGGAGAGAUGAGUGCAACGGGCCUUUCUGCUUUGGCAAUCUCUAGUGAGAAGGGGAUGGUAUGGUCUGAUCAAGCCCUCCCUUGCUGUGGGAAGCAGCUACUCGGCAGGUAGAAGGGGUCAUGUGUCCAAGGACAGAGGGAGUGAUAUUCUCCAAACCACAGGCCUGGGCUCUGUCCUCAAAAGGGAGGUGGGCAAGUUAAGUCCCAGAGUAGAUUUGCAACAACAUGCUGAAGAGCUGAAGACACUGUAUGAAUCUCAAGAGGAGGGAGAGAAGACCCCCGCUUCACUUGAGGGAGUCGGGGAGCAGAAUUCACCACCUCAAGAUGUCUCUUUGGCAUGAGGAUUAUUUUGGGCUGGUUAUUUUUUUAAAAGCUACAGACAUGGGAGAAACUCUGAAUACCAAGUAGAAGUUACCCUUUGUAAGAGACAU
Molecule: messenger RNA, 7042 nt
Organism: Equus caballus (horse)
Lineage: Eukaryota; Metazoa; Chordata; Mammalia; Perissodactyla; Equidae
Source: RefSeq, a predicted model, not a curated record